GAGACUCGGUACAUAUGCAGGUCGGUCUGAGCUGAGGUUAGAUUGUGCUGACUAUUAUCUCAGCCUGUCCUCUUACCGUUACAAUAUUCACUCGGGGAACAGGUGCGCGGAGGGAGGCGUCUGUUGCAGUGACCGCAUAUCCAUUUAAACGCAAAAGGGGAAAAAUAAUGGAGACUCCUCAUAUCGACCGGUUUAGUGCGGCUCAGCCUGAGACUUAUCACAUCAAGGAGUCCACGCAGGUACCAUGAGAAGGUUUACUGGACGGACUGGAUUUUGGACUACUCUGCGCUGAGAUGGACUGCAAGUUAGGUGUCUUUUUACGAGAUGUUAUGCGCUCGCGCGGUAAAUUUGCCCCCGUUUCAUUAAACCAGUAAUUAGCAGUAGAUUUGGGUAUGUCGUCCACGUUCAACACGUUGCCCGGGAGCGAGGCAGGAACAGGUCAAUGGUUCACUCCAUCCAUAAUUUAGGAUGAUGCCCCGCGGUCAAACCUGCUUGGUCUCGUCCCUGUUACUUCACCCUGUCAUCGGACUUCAGAUGUUUCACUGGCAGUCUGAGCGCUCCUAAGUGCUCGCUAUCAACUUGCCUGGCUGUCAUCCCAGAGAGGUGAUGCGACGGUUUGUCUACUGCAAGGUGGUGUUGACCACCUCUUUAGUGUGGGUGCUGGUGGAUGUGUUCUUGCUGUUGUACUUCAGCGAGUGUAACAAAUGUGAUGAUAGGAAGGACCGCUCGCUGCUCCCUGCGCUUCGAGCAGUGAUAUCACGGAGCCACGAGGGUCCAGGUGAGAUGGGCAAAGCGGUAAACAUCCCUAAGGAUGACCAGGAGAAAAUGAAGGAGCUCUUUAAGAUUAACCAGUUCAAUCUGAUGGCCAGUGAUAUGAUUGCACUCAACAGGAGUCUGCCAGAUGUGAGGCUGGAUGGCUGUAAGACCAAAGUGUACUCAGAUGACCUGCCCAACACCAGCAUUGUCAUCGUGUUUCACAACGAGGCAUGGAGCACGCUGCUGCGAACUGUUCACAGUGUCAUCAACCGCUCUCCCAAACACUUGCUAGUGGAAAUUAUCCUAGUUGAUGAUGCCAGCGAGCGAGAUUUCCUAAAGAAGAAACUGGAGAACUAUGUGCGUACUCUGGAGGUGCCGGUGAGGAUCCUGAGGAUGGAGCAGCGUUCAGGUCUAAUCAGAGCCAGGUUGAGGGGGGCAGCCGCCACCACCGGUCAGGUCAUCACCUUUCUUGAUGCUCACUGCGAGUGUACUGUUGGCUGGCUAGAGCCCCUGCUGGCUCGCAUCAAAGAGGACAGGACAGCAGUGGUGUGCCCUAUCAUAGAUGUCAUCAGCGAUGAGACGUUUGAAUACAUGGCAGGCUCAGAUAUGACUUACGGUGGAUUCAACUGGAAGCUUAAUUUUCGAUGGUAUCCUGUUCCCCAGCGGGAGAUGGAUCGACGCAAAGGGGAUAGAACACUCCCUGUCAGGACUCCCACCAUGGCAGGAGGAUUAUUCUCUAUAGACAAGACGUAUUUUGAAGAAAUUGGGAGUUAUGAUCCAGGGAUGGAUAUCUGGGGAGGAGAAAACCUGGAAAUGUCUUUUAGAAUUUGGCAAUGCGGUGGCUCCUUGGAAAUUGUAACAUGUUCACACGUGGGCCAUGUUUUCCGGAAGGCCACCCCAUACAGUUUCCCUGGAGGAACGGGCCAAGUCAUCAACAAGAACAACAGGCGCCUGGCCGAAGUCUGGAUGGAUGAUUUCAAAGACUUCUUUUAUAUCAUAUCACCAGGCGUGAUGCGGGUGGAGUACGGAGACGUCUCCUCUCGCAAAGCCCUCCGUGAGGCCUUAAAGUGCAAACCGUUUUCCUGGUAUCUAGAGAACAUCUACCCAGACUCCCAGAUCCCAAGAAGAUACUACUCUCUUGGUGAAAUCAGAAAUGUUGAGACCAACCAGUGUAUGGACAACAUGGGGAGAAAGGAGAACGAGAAGGUUGGCUUUUUCAACUGCCACGGGAUGGGUGGAAACCAGGUAUUCUCGUACACUGCGGAUAAAGAAAUCAGAACAGAUGACCUCUGCCUGGAUGUCUCCCGCCUCAACGGGCCUGUUGUCAUGCUCAAGUGUCACCACAUGAAGGGCAAUCAGAUGUUUGAGUACGAUGCUGAGCGACUUACUCUGCUGCAUGUGAAUAGCAACCAGUGCUUGGACAUGCCCUCUGAGGACGACAAGAUGGUCCCCACAUUGAGAGACUGCAAUGGCAGCCGUUCCCAGCAGUGGCUGCUCCGUAACAUGACCCUUAGCGUCUGACUCUUCACCUCACUCCUCUGUCCUUCUCCUCCAAACCAGUCCUGGCUUUCCUUACCCUCACCAGAUGGCUCUUACCACACAUCAUGCACCUCUUGCUUUUAACAGCCUGGCCAAGAAAUGCAGAGAACUGGGCAGCAGCGGCUUAUCUUCCAUUUGAUCAUAUUACAGUUCAACACAGGUUUGAGGAUAAACUGCACUGGCACAUGCAUUUCUAAAAAUAUGAUGAGCUGUAGCUUUGGGAACUUUUGCAGAUCUGAACUAGGAUAAUGACGUAUGGGGUCGUGCAUGGAAAACACUCACAUCAAAGGAGUCACACUGUGAUGGACACCUGCUAGCUGUGAAUCUGCUGCACUGACUGCUGAUUAGCUUCUGGAAAAACAUAAACAGGAGACCAUUUGUCAUUUUCUGAGAUGCAUCUUUGCAAUGGUUGAGAUUCUAUAACCAACACUGUAUCCAGACACUGCAUUGAUGUAUCUACUAUAGGUACAGUAGUAAAAGAAAACAGCUGGUUUGCUGCUCAUUCUCUUUUCAUGUCGGCGUCUACUGUGUCUAUGCUUCAAGCAGCAUGGUGGUCAUUUUAACUGCAACUGUUGACUGACAUAUGGAGAUCAGCACUGAUAGGUGUUACCCUCUUGAGGUGAUUUACUGAAGGGAUAAAGUCAUAGCCCUGUAUAACCUACUAACGCUUUUCCUCUUCUUUAUCAAGCCCACUGUAGCAUUAGCUAUUUAGGACGUGUCUUGUUAUCACAUUUCAUGAGACUGUGUGGUAAUAAAUCUGCUCGAGAGAAAACGGAAGCCCAACCUUAACAAACUGAACAGUCAAAUUUCAGUUGAAACCCUGACACACAUAUCAGUUGUUACAGUUUAACUUAAGAGGAGUACCAUUUUUAUAAAGAUCCCUUAAACCUGGUUAAAGAGUUGUACUAAUCUCUUUAAAGUUAUGCUUUCUAGUACUGUGCAGAAAGUCUUGAGCCACCCUUAACUUCUUGAUAUUUGCAAUGCUUUAUUGAGACAUGCAAACAUACAUGGAGAUGCAGUAUAAGACAAAACAGUUUGUAUAAUUCUAAGGAGCUUUAAAAUAAAUCAGUUUUUAGUAUUCUUCAACAUAGCCUGAACUCUCUUAGGCAGCUUUCUUGUAAUUUCCAUAAGUAAGUCUUCAGGAAUAGUUCUCCAGGCUUUUUAAAAGACAUUCAAAGGUCGUCUUUGGAUGUUGGCUGCCUGUCUUUCCAUUCUGUCAAGUUGAUCCAACGCUGCUUUAUUAAUGUUGAGAUCUGGGCUCUGGGGACGCCAGUCCAUGAUUGACAGUGUUUCAUUGUGUGUUUUUCUAUCCAGGUAUGCUUUUACUACAUUGGCAGUGUGUUUGGGGAUGGGGGAUCUAAAUCUGAUCAAUUUUGAUGAGUUUUGAAGAUCGCCCAGUAAUACUGGCUGAAUUGCAGUCAAAACCAUGACAGAGCCGCCACCUUGUUUUACAGAUGGCUAUAGAGACUCACUAUUGAACCUCUCUCCUGAAUGCCUCUGUUCAUAGUCAUGAUGGUGUAAAGAAAUUGGGGGAAAAAUAUGUUUUUUGCAACAGAAUGCUAAUAACAAAGUGCCUAAAGAUGCAAUUUAAAAUUGGUUCUGUGCUAAGUUGUCUGUUAUGUGUAGGAACAAUACUGGUUUAUCCCUUGGGUUAGGGUCUUAUGCUUGAAUGAGUCAUAGGUUAUUAUUAAGUGGAUUGACAAAACCCCCCCCCAAAACUGCAAAAUCCCCCCAAAACAUUAGUCUGAAAAUGGUCAGGUACAAUAACUUGUCUGAAAUUAGUAAAAAAUAAAAAGUCAAUGUCCAAAGACAAAAUUUUAAAGACAUUCUAUUGAUAAUUAUUGCUCAAGACCACUUUAAAAAUUGCAAGAAACUCUAACUACUUUGGAAGCAAAGCAAAAGGAGAUGAGGGGCAACUCAAGACUUUUGCACAGCUCUAUACCUGAAACAUAUCUUUGAAAUUCCAGGACUGUUGUUAACUGAUGCAGCUGUUGAUGUUCCAUAUUACUCCAACAGGAAUUACAUCAUGGAAGUUAAUCUAUUACAGGUGAUGAGAAAUAAGAUGUUGGUGUUGGACUAGAAAUACAAGUGAUACAUUUUGAAUGAAUGUAAAUUUUAACAGGUACUUCUGAGAAAAUCACACUGUAAUAUUAUAGCUAUCAAAACAUCAUUACAUCAAAAAGAUUAUUUUUAAGUCAGUUUCCAAAACAUUUCAAAUUCUUUCCAUUGGAGAAAUCAUGACAUAUCUGGGUGCAAAUCUUUCUUUAUAAAAGUUGUUACAUGUUUGGUUUUUAGUGAUUUUGGAUGGUUGAUUCGUUUUCUGUUUGAAAAGGAUGGUUUGAGAUCAAAUAUUGCAGCUUAUUGAUAUUAAAUAAUUAUCAUAUCUCAUAAAUAAAUGAUACAAAGUCUUGAUCAUAGCAUUAAGUGAAUAUGAAGUAUAUCAGUACUCAUCGUUACCUUUACAGAUAUCUUUCACCACAUUCGGCAAACAAAUUGUAUUGUAAAUAAUGUUGUUCAGAUGUAUCUAGCACCCAUUGUUGUUAUAUAUACAGAACCAAUUAUUUUUCUAAGAUGCUGUAAAACUGGAAUAUUCUUGCAAAACAUAUUGAAUGAUGAUUAAACAAAAUCACUGGAUAGACUUGGAAGUAAUAAAAA
Oreochromis niloticus (Nile tilapia) is the source of this 4950-nucleotide messenger RNA. It is a transcript of the gene galnt13, whose product is annotated as polypeptide N-acetylgalactosaminyltransferase 13. Gene Ontology annotation, cellular component: Golgi apparatus. Bases 607 to 2277 code for a protein of 556 amino acids. NCBI's taxonomy places the organism in Eukaryota, Metazoa, Chordata, Actinopteri, Cichliformes, Cichlidae. The transcript is spliced from 12 exons. Gene Ontology annotation, biological process: protein O-linked glycosylation. The record is from RefSeq and is a predicted model, not a curated record. Gene Ontology annotation, molecular function: polypeptide N-acetylgalactosaminyltransferase activity.